Selaginella moellendorffii is the source of this 606-nucleotide messenger RNA. RefSeq names its product trafficking protein particle complex subunit 4. The transcript has 3 exons. Gene Ontology annotation, cellular component: TRAPP complex. The record is from RefSeq and is a predicted model, not a curated record. Gene Ontology annotation, biological process: endoplasmic reticulum to Golgi vesicle-mediated transport. The coding region runs from base 24 to 473 and encodes 149 amino acids. NCBI's taxonomy places the organism in Eukaryota, Viridiplantae, Streptophyta, Lycopodiopsida, Selaginellales, Selaginellaceae.
AAAGAUUUUAGUGUAGGAAAAAGAUGGAUCCUCCUCUCUUUUUUUCUAGGGCAAUGGCUAGCAUCUACAAUCUCUUCAUCAUCAACAAGUCUGGAGGACUCAUCUACUACAAGGACUAUGGAUCCACAGCCAAGCUCGACACCAACGACAGCUUGAGGCUAGCGAGUCUCUGGCAUUCGAUGCACGCCAUCUCCAAGCAGCUCUCCCCAACUCCUGGAUGCACGGGAAUCGAGCUCCUCCAAGCCACCGCCUUCGACUUACAUUGUUUCCAAUCUCUCACAGAGACCAAGUUCUUCGUUGUAGCGGAAUCAGGAGCCAUCGGGAUCGAGGCUCUCUUGAAAACCAUCUACGAGCUCUACACCGACUACGUCCUCAAGAAUCCCUUCUACGAGGUGGAGAUGCCGAUCAGGUGUGAGCUCUUCGAUCUUCAUCUCGCGCGGCUCAUCUUGCGAGACAAGUCUGUGCUCGUCUGACUCUUGUCUUAGGCUGUCACCUCGUUCUACCAAAACCAAUCUUUUAGAAGGAAAAGAGAGAGAUCUAAUCUUGUUCUUGUACCUUUUCUGUCAAUGACGAUACAAGCGAAUUCAAGGUGCGAAUUUCCUCGUU